Messenger RNA from Serendipita indica DSM 11827, 1680 nucleotides. NCBI's taxonomy places the organism in Eukaryota, Fungi, Basidiomycota, Agaricomycetes, Sebacinales, Serendipitaceae. The record is from the annotation of a GenBank genome assembly.
AUGCCAGGCAAAGGACUCAUCGCAUCCCUCACAGACAAGGCUCAAGCAGCUCUUGCAAGCGCAUCUGGAAAGACGAGCUCUCAGCAGUCGCAUGAUAGCGCGUCCACAGCGACCGCCACUCCAGGACAGAGUUCGUACGCUGCCCCAACGCAGGAGCAAUCUGGAACUCUGAGCGGUCGUCAUCACGGCUUAGAGUCCAUUUCGUGGCUGAUUACUGCGAAACGCGCCAAACAGCACACUCUUCGGAGCCUCCAGGUUCAAUACAGCUCUGGUGUAUCACAGGAGAACCGUCAAUUGCAGCUCCUCAUCACCGCAGCAAAGGGGGUCGCUCUGGACUUUGAUGCAGUUGGUAGAGAAUCCAAGGCCCAGAGCAAGGAACUCUAUCUUUGGGGACAGACCCAGGGAGAUGAUAUCAAGGAUGUGACUGACCGACUCGCAUACCUGACGUUUGUACAAGGCGCACUCUCAUAUACUCUCGCUACCGAUCUCGACAAGAGUCGUGCUGCUUGGAAGAAUGUUCGCGACGCAGAGGCUCAGCUUGCGCCGCGACGAGCAGUGCGUGCGAACUUGACCCAGCAGAUGAACAAGUUCAAGACAGAAGGCGGAAGAACUGGAGGCGUGGAUACCAAGCUCGCAGAGCUGGAAGCGCAGCUCAAGAAAGCCGAGGCAGAUGAUGCCCCACUUGAGAAAGAGCUCGAGUUGUUGAAGCGGACGGCUAUCAAAGAAAGCGAGACAAUGAAGUGGAAGGCGUUGCAAGAGUAUGGGCAAAAAUUAGUCCUGCUCGCCGGGGCUUCAGAGCAACUCCUUCGUGUCCUCCCUUCAUCCCCACCAGAGCAGUAUACCGGCCACCAGCAGACUGCGGCAGUUCGAGCUGCUCUUCAGAAUGCCUUGGACAGUGGCUACGUUCCCAAGACUGAGCAUUUACCUCUCAACGUGGGUUCGCCUACUGGAGAAACACGCAGCUUUGGCGAGACUCAUGCAAGCGAGCUCAGCACAAUUGCGACCGUGACGGACAAUGGACACGAAAACAGUGCGCCGAUCAAUCCAGGCAGUUUGAACAACAAUCCCGCGCCCAUUCCUCAUCAUUACGAUGCUCCCACGACUGGGCCACCAACUCAUUAUAAUGCUCCGACCAGUGCACCACCUACGGCAUACCAUGCUCCAGACUCUGCUGCUCAUACCAGUUUAGCACCGCCCAAUGACCCUGUGGCCACCCCGGCCAGCUCGACUGUCGUCCCUCACGCGCCCACAGUGGCCGAGACGGGCGUUCCUGUCACAGCUGGAAAGGAGGGUCCUGGGCCAGCCACCGGCUCAUUGAACCAGGCACAGGAUGAAGUGCGUGAUCGACCGACGGUAGGGUACGGUGUCGGAAAUAGCGAGCAAGCACCUGCAUAUGGCGGAGCUGCUGCUGUGCCUGUUCACGAGUCUGCCGAAGACGAGAAGCGUCGUCUUGCUGCUGCAGAUCAGGCCCAGACGACGGAACCUGCACCUGGCUAUGGUGGCCAUCAAGGUGGAUUGGUCGCGUCUACAUCCACUAGGCGUCCACCCGCUCAUGAAAGUGCCGAAGACGAGAAGAGGCGUCUGGAAAGGGAGGAGAGGGAGCGGAUUUUGCGCGGAAAUGAACGUCAGGACACCAAGGACGACCAAGGAGGAGCGCCGCCGCCAGCAUACCAGGACUAA